CCGAAUAGGAAGGUGGCAAGAUGGCGUCGGAGCCGAACAAGACCGAAAUUUUGACUAUCUUUAAAAGACUAAGGUCUAUUCCAACAAACAAGGCCUGCUUUGACUGUGCUGCUAAGAACCCCAGCUGGGCCAGCAUACCUUAUGGAGUGUUCCUGUGUAUUGACUGCUCUGGGAUCCACCGUUCUCUUGGAGUGCACCUUAGUUUUAUCAGAUCCACAGAGCUUGAUUCAAAUUGGAACUGGUUUCAGCUGAGAUGUAUGCAAGUUGGAGGCAAUGCUAAUGCGACUGCCUUCUUCCGUCAGCAUGGCUGCACCACCAAUGACACCAAUGCCAAGUACAACAGCCGAGCAGCACAGAUGUACCGUGAGAAGAUUCGGCAGCUAGCGAACACAGCCCUGUCCAAAUAUGGCACAGAUCUGUGGAUUGAAGCUUCAGGAAACACCCACACAGCAACCCCUGAGAAGAAGGACUCAGACUUCUUCGCAGAGCACACUCAGCCGGUGAACAGCUGGGACAUGGCCGCCCCCGCCCUGCAGGAGCAGAAUGGAGCUGUCACCCCUCAGGUGGCGGAGGAGUCGCCGAAGGCGCCCGAGAAGGCCAGCGCCCAACCUGAAGAAGGACCCAGCAUUGAAGGCCUGAGCACGUCUCCCAAAGCCACUAUCGAAGACUCAAUGCGCUUGUCAUCCGAUGAUCCACAGCCUCCUAAAGAUGUGAAGCCCUCUAUCAUUGGGAAGAAAAAGCCCACGACUGCAAAAAAGGGGCUUGGUGCAAAGAAAGGCCUGGGGGCCCAGAAGGUGAGCAGUCAGAGUUUCACAGAAAUGGAGAAGCAGGCACAGGUGGCUGAGAAGCUGAGGGAGGAGCAUGCUGCUGAGGCCAAGAAGCAGGCCGAGGAGUCCAUUGUGGCGUCCAUGCGCUUGGCCUACAAGGGGCUGCAAAUAGACAGAAAAAUGGAGGAGAAGAAGCUACAGAACCUAGAGGGCAAGAAGAGAGAGCAGGCCGAGCGGCUUGGGAUGGGCUUCGGAAACAGGAGUGCGAUUUCCCACUCCGUGAUGUCCGAGAUGCAGGUGAUUGAGCAGGAAACCCCCACUGGAGCCAAGUCCUCGUCCCGCUCCAAGCUGGACAUGUUUGACGAACCUGGGUUCACGUCAGGGCCACCAAAGUACAAGGACAACCCCUUCACAUCGAGCGAUGGGUUUGGCUCGCGGUGGGACGCGGACAGCGGGUCCUUCUCCUCCUGGGCCUUGGAGAAAGAGGAGCCCAAGGAGAGCGAGGUCACCAUCUCCAGCAUCCAGCCCAUCGGGGAACGGUUGCCGAGCCGACGGAAGCCGGAUGCCUCCGUGCCAGUGGCGGAGUCGAGCGAGGCGCGGCAGAAGUUUGCCAAUGCCAAAGCCAUUUCCUCCGACAUGUUCUUUGGGAGAGAUAGCAAUGCAGAGUAUGAGGCGAAGACCCGUCUGGAGAGCUUGGCAGGCAGCACAUCCAUCAGCUCGGCGGACCUAUUCGGGGAUGGCAGCGACCGCUCCACAGGGUCAUCCAGCUUUGACAGCGUGCUCCCUUCUGGCCCAGACAUUGCCCAAUUCAAGCAAGGGGUGAAAACUGUGGCGGGGAAGAUGGCAGUGCUGGCUAAUGGGGUGAUGAACACGAUUCAGGAUCGCUAUGGAGCAUAUUGAACCAAGGAGACUUUGAGAUUUGGAGAAACAAGCCAAAAAGGUUCUGGCUAAACCACCCUGUUGCCGUUGGUCUGUUUUCUUUCAGGUUUUUGCUUCAAGAUGGAAAAAAGGGGAGGACUUGCAUGACUGUGAUCUGGGUGACCUCAAUCUCUCCUUUAUGUCUGCCAGCCCAGACUUUUAUAGACUUCAGUGAUUGAAACAGUAUUUUUCUUUCUUUUAGAAAAAACAUUAUGUUCAGGAAAAAAAAGUAGGAUGGUCCUCAAAGCCAUGGUGCAUCUUUUCUUUUAAGUUUUGUUUUCUAUAUAUCUCUGCAUUUUCAUAGAAGUAUCUGAUUUAAUGUAUUCUUUAAGAAACGUUUAACCAAAUUCCCAGUUUAAUUAUUAGUUUUAAACAUGCUUUGGUUGUUUAUGUUCAAACUUAAGCAUUAACUACAUCUGGAAAGGGAUUCCAUCUUUGCCUGAAUUUCUUCCCCACCUUUUCACUUGUUGAUUCUAAUUGCGAAUCCCUAAUGUUUUGCUGUGAAAUUUAUAUGCUAACAGGCUAUCACAUUUCAUAGAUGAAAGCUCCUGUACAAUUCCCUGAAAUCUGGUCACAAAAAGCAAAAAACAAGGUUAUAGAGGUUUCUUUAAUCUCCCCUUUUUGUGGUGCAGUAUGUUUGAUACAUGAAAUAUUCAUAUUGCAAAGACAUGAAUUUUGAAACGUUCUGCACAACUUAUUUGAUGGAAUUUUUGUACAGCGAUCUGGAGGCCAUGAGUUCAGUUUCAUUGAAAAUGAUAAUGUUUGAGCAGUUUUCAAGCUGUGCGGUUCAACAAUUUUUGACAGAGAGGACUGUUUUUGAAAUGAAAUAUUAUGAGUCAACCAACAUGAAAUUCAUUUGAUUCAUUAUACAGAAAACACUCAACAAAAUGCCUGACUGGAGCUGUAGCCACUAUGUUUCUGUAGGAAUACAUUAUAUAAUAAUCUUUCUGUCAGUAUCGCCAAAGACGUGGUGAAAGUUAAAUGUUUAAUUGGAUGGUGUCUCGAGCCUUAGGUUUCUACUGGAAAUAUUGUGUGAUAAGGUUAUCCUUACACCCCUCUGUCUUACCAUGUUGACUGAUAGUCAGGAGCCAAGGCCAGUCAAAGGCAAACACGGCUGCAAGCCCUUGGUAUUUGGCGGGAAACCUGUGACAGUAUAAAUCUGCUGACCGCAAGGACCUGUGACCCUACUCACAGUCCCUUCAGCAGUACUAAGGCAGGAAAACAAGUUCAUCAACCAGCUGUAUUAUAACCAGUGAGUAGUGUUUUAUUUUCUUUUGCUGUACUGAAAUGGUCCAUUUUGGUUACUCAUGGAUAAUGCAGUUCAUUUAUCCUGGAGAGCUGCCAAGCCCAGUAUAUGCAUACUCUGUAGUCUUGUGUUCAAAAUGUGCGAAGUGUUGUCAUUUUCAGAAUCAUCAUGAUGUGGUGUGUCUUUUCAGAGGUGGCAUGGCAGAGUAUGUUUGUGUGGUGAGGAGCACAGCUUUGCCAGGCAUCACAGCUGAUUCACUGUGGGUUAUAUACAGGUGGUCUCCGCUUUCACUAGACGUUCCUGGAAGCUCGUACCUGGAUCAUCAGGAACUACUGUUACUUUCCCCAUAGACACAAUGAUAUAAGUGGGAGUUACAUUUUUAAAGACACAUGACAAGUCAGAUUUUUCAUAGAAAGGUUAGCUAAACAUGGGAUAAAGUCAAAUGUUCACGAGAUAUUAGGAAGGUAUAAAUAUUUGUAUAUUUAAAUACACUUACGCAUGAAGUGCUGUAUAAAUAUUAUUUUGAGACAGUUGGAAAGACAGGAUGCUGAGAACAGAUCAUGGUGUUCAGACAAGUACUUCUGUGGUGACAGCCGAUAAGAAAAUACUGAAAGGAUUAAAAAAAACCUCAGCUCCUCAUGAAUUUACUUAAUGAAUGACAGACUAAAAUAAUGAUUCAAUAAGAAAUGACAGACUAAAAUAAUGAUUCAAUAAGAGACCCAAAUAAAGAAAAAAAAUUGUAUUCCCUUUAUAUUUUUAUUAAACUAUUGCUUUUUAUGGCCCUUGCCACCUCCCAGUCUAAGUUUUGAUUUUGUGUCGUAAAACAAUGGUGGCAUUUUAAGAUGUAAACACAGAUCAUCAUAAAAACAGAAAGGGGACUACCUUUGCAUGUUAGUCACAUGGUCAAGUGUGAUAUUCUUUAGAAUUUUAAAAUACACAAAAGUGCAUAAUCGAUUAAUAAAUUUCAGUGGUCAAACAAGAUUAAAAAUAUUUAAUCUUGGUCAAAUAACCAAUGUCUAACCUGAUUGUAUGUCCCCAACAGAUGUACAUUUUAGGUUGAAGUAAGGACAGAUAUGGGUUUUUAGAUCUGAUAUUGAUUGUUAUCAUUAAGGGGUAAAGGUUUAUGUGUUUUAGCCAAGCUGUUUGUCCUGAUUGCCCUGCCUGUCUGUCUGUAACCCAGUGGUUAAAAAAAGAUUCAGUCCCCUCCCAAAAGUACAAAUAUUUAUUGUAGGCUACUGAAGAAGCUACUAAAUUUGUGUCAAUAAAGAUUAAAAUCUUGC
Megalops cyprinoides (Indo-Pacific tarpon) is the source of this 4211-nucleotide messenger RNA. Its product is annotated as ADP-ribosylation factor GTPase-activating protein 2-like. The transcript is spliced from 17 exons. The record is from RefSeq and is a predicted model, not a curated record. NCBI's taxonomy places the organism in Eukaryota, Metazoa, Chordata, Actinopteri, Elopiformes, Megalopidae. Bases 21 to 1667 code for a protein of 548 amino acids. Gene Ontology annotation, biological process: COPI coating of Golgi vesicle. Gene Ontology annotation, molecular function: GTPase activator activity.